AUGGCAACUUCGAACAAUGAUAGAAUUGUCGUGUUAAUAGAUAUGGAUUGUUUCUUCUGUCAGGUUGAAACAAAACUUCGACCAGAAUAUGCAGGAAAACCACUUGCUGUUGUGCAAUAUAAUCAAUGGCAGUUAGGAGGAAUAAUUGCUGUUAAUUAUGAAGCAAGAGAAUAUGGUGUUACAAGACAUAUGAGAGGUGAAGAAGCAAAAGAAAAAUGUCGAGAUAUUGUCUUAGCUAGUGUACCUUGUCUUCGUGGAAAAGCUGAUACAUCAAGAUACAGAAAUGCGGGUCGUGAAGUUAUUGAUGUUAUAAAGAAUCAUUGUAAUGUAAUAGAACGUGCUAGUGUGGACGAAGCAUAUUUAGAUAUUACUGACAUAGUUAUUAAAAGAAUGUCCACAAAUUUAAGUUCUUCAGAAUAUAUAAUGACACAGCUUCCAAAUACAUUUGUAGUAGGAUAUUCAGAAGUUGGAAAAAAUGAUGAAGAAGAAAGAAGUAAAAGCACAAGAUCUUGGAUAAUAAAUGUGUUUGAGGAAUUUGAAGAUAUACAAGCACAAAGACUUGCAAUAGCUGGAGUAAUAGUUGAACAAAUAAGAGCUGACGUAUACGAUAAAACUGGAUUUAGAUGUUCAGCUGGUAUUGCACAAAAUAAGAUACUAGCUAAAUUGGCAUGUGGAUUACAUAAACCAAACAGGCAAACAAUAUUGCCUGCAUCUGCAGUACCAAUACUGUACUCGACAUUACCAAUCAAAAAAGUUAGAAAUCUUGGUGGAAAGUUUGGAGAUGUUGUUAUUGAAUCUCUAAAUUGCAAUGUUAUGGGUGAUUUAUUGCAGUAUUCAUUGCAAUAUUUACAAAAACGUUUUGAUGAUAAAACAGGAUUAUGGUUAUAUAAUAUUGCUCGAGGUGUAGAUAAUGAACCUGUUACUAUGCGGUUGGUAUCAAAGUCAAUUGGGGCAUGUAAAAAGUUUCCAGGAAAACAAGCUAUUACUUCAUUAGAUGUGUUAAAACAUUGGGCCAAUGAAUUAUCAGCAGAAGUUUGUGAACGCCUUGAACAAGAUCUUGAAGAGAAUGAACGACGCGCAACAUUAGUAACUAUUUGUUAUCAUUAUUAUCAAAAUAAGACUACAGUAUCUCAAUCACGUUCAUAUACCUUAAAUUCAUACAAACCAGAGAAGAUGGCAGGUCGAUGUGUGGAAAUUAUAUCUAAAUCAACACAAUGUCCAAUUGCAUAUUUAGGUAUAUCAGCUGGUAAAUUUGUACUAGCUAAAGGUAGUGAAAAUUUUCGGAAUUUCUUUAAAUCAAAUAAAUUAGGAUAUCAUCUGGAAAUAGAUGAUCAAAUAAAGAAUAUAAAUGUUGAAAAUAUGUUUUCAGUAGACAAUACUACUAAAAUACUAAAAAGUAAUUUAAAUUUAGAUAAAGUUGUUAAUAUAAUUUCUAAUGAUAAUGAAAUUAAUAAUGAAUCAAGUAAUAAACUGCAACAUGUUGAGCAAAAUUCUAACAUCAGAGAACAAAUUUCUGAUUCAAGAACAGAUUAUUCUCCUACUUCUAGAAGAUUAAAUAAUUUAAUUAACUCGUUGAAUAAACGAAAUAAAACAAAAUUUUAUAAGAAAAGAAUAAAUAGCUCUAACUUAAAUAAUUCCUUAGAUCAAAAUGAUUUCAAGGAGUCAUUUUUUAUGAAUGUUUUUAGCAAAAAAGGAAAUAACGCAGAAAAUACACAUACAAAUGAUGUUGAAUUUAUUGAAUUAAAUGAUAAUACAAAUAUGAAUAUUGAAUUUGAAAACAUAAAAGAAGAUGAUAUUAAAAAUAAGGAAGGAAGAAAUUCUGAUAUAAAAUUGGAUUUGAAUGUAACAAAUAACUGCAAAAAAUAUAUGAAUGAUGAAAUUAAAAAUGAGCCAAGUUCUUCAAGUAUAAAGCUAAAUGAAAAUAAUGAAAUAUAUGAAGAACAAGAUAAUGCACAGUAUAUUAUACAAUUAAAUGAAAUAUUUCCAGAUUUGAAUAAUAUUGAUCCUACUGUAGUUGCAUUGUUACCUCUCGAUUUACAAGAAAAAGCAAAAUUAUAUAUGAAAGUAGAAAAUAAGAAGGAUAAUAUAAAAGAAGUUUUAGUAAAAACAUCGAAAAGAAAAAAUAAAUCUAAAACCAAUACUUUUAAAGGAAAGAAAAAUAAUGAUAUUUCUAGCUUUCUAAUAAAAAAAAGUUCGUCAAAUUUAAUUGAAGUUCCUUCUAAACAAUGUCUUAAAUGUUAUCAAAUGAUACCUAUAUCAAAGUAUCAAGAACAUUGGGAUUUUCAUGUGGCUGAAAGUUUGCAAUGGGAGAUAAAUAAUUCAAUGUUACAAACUAUAAAUAUAAAGAGAAAGGACAAUACAAAUGAUGUACAUACAAAUUCCAUUAAACGUCGACCUAACAGCGAUAUUUCAACAUCUGAUAAAAGUCAUAAGAGUAUAACUUAA
Eufriesea mexicana is the source of this 2445-nucleotide messenger RNA. It is a transcript of the gene DNApol-eta, whose product is annotated as DNA polymerase eta. Gene Ontology annotation, cellular component: nucleus; site of double-strand break; replication fork. Bases 1 to 2445 code for a protein of 814 amino acids. The transcript is spliced from 7 exons. Gene Ontology annotation, molecular function: DNA-directed DNA polymerase activity; damaged DNA binding. The record is from RefSeq and is a predicted model, not a curated record. NCBI's taxonomy places the organism in Eukaryota, Metazoa, Arthropoda, Insecta, Hymenoptera, Apidae. Gene Ontology annotation, biological process: error-prone translesion synthesis; response to radiation.